Messenger RNA from Danaus chrysippus (African queen), 336 nucleotides. Lineage: Eukaryota; Metazoa; Arthropoda; Insecta; Lepidoptera; Nymphalidae. The record is from the annotation of a GenBank genome assembly.
AUGUCUGAUUAUAUUAUCUGUGUAAUAUUUUCGGGUGUAUCAACACCGGCGUACUGCGCGUCGCGACGUCCGACACACGAGUGCAGCGUCGUGUCGUGUGUUGCACCGAAAUUUCGUUACGGCCCGCCCUCCCCUCGCGGCCGACUGUACCAAAUAUUCGCAAAAUUUUUCCGAAUCGCACAACGCCAUCUAUGGGCGAUAGGAAGCCCCCUUCCCCCCGGUGUGGCCUUGAACUUGACAACACAUCGUUGCGACCCAGUUUCGCGCCGGGCCCGCUCCCCCCGCCGCCCCGCAGACCCCGCAGCCCCCGACCACUGUCACGGCCGCCUCGGCUGA